UCUCACUGUUUAAAAACUUUGGUCCUGUGUUAACACUGAAUUUGAUGGAAAAGCAACUAUCCUAUGAUAUGAUUGUCAACAUGCAUGACUCUUAGCAGGCCAUGACCAGUUUAUACAUUUAUAGAACUUUUUUCAACAACCUGACAUCAGCGAUGUUCAUGCUUUGAUGAGCAGUUUCUUGCAGUAUUCUGAUAACAUCUUUCAUCUUCAUGCUUUUUUCUUAGAAUGUUACUUCUUGAGCUUGCCUGGUCGAUAUCUUGAACUUUUAAGUGCAUGCGUACGUCUUCCAGGAUUGUGGGAACAGCCACUUCAAUUACCCUGUCCGGAGUAUUAGCCAAUCUUGAGCAAAGACAUGGAGGUUUAGGCCAUCCUUGAACUUGUCAUCGGCUGGUCUCGAUCCAGUGAAGAUUUUCUACGAGUAAGUAUGAAGGAUAAAGCAGCCUAACCAAUUCAAAGAGCUCAAGAUUUAAUCAAGUUUAUCAAAUUAGCUUAUCCAUUGAAUCUUGAGCUCUUUGAAGUGGAUAGGCUGCUUUAUCUUUCAUAGUAGGAUGCCAUGGCUGAACUUGUCUCCAUUAUUACUUGCGAUCUGAUUAGCUAGCAUUAUGGAUAAGCAACUAGCAGUAUUCAAGCUUAAGACAAAUUUGAAAGUCAGGUGCUGCCAUGAUUGUUUUCCGAGCCUGUGAAUUGAACAGAUGUGUAAAUGAAAAUUCUGGAAUUUAACUAGAAAGCAUAUCGUUUCCAUUGAUUGCCAUUGAACUUGCAUUUUUCUAAGUCUCUCUUCUGGAACUGCCCCUUCAAGGUUCUUGAAAGGAGAGGUUAACCUUUUCAGAAAGGAAAAGAAACCAAGAAAAUUUGGAGUAUUUUCGGAGAGAUGAAGCUAGAGGUCCCCUGGAAGCAAUUACAACUCAUAAUUAGGUCCAAACUCACGCAGAUUUCCAGCGCUAAGGAUUUGGUCUGACAUUUUUCUCUCUGAUAGAUUCUACCACUAACAUGGCACUGGUAUUAUUGAGCGAGGUAAAGCCCAUCUUAAUUCAGGUUUGGCCCUUUGGAUAGCUUGCUCAAACUAUCCACACCCUUUUGGAAAAACAUUAACCUCAUGUUGUUGGCUGAAAAGAUCCAUUCAGAAAGCCCGUUUUGGAACAGGCUGGACUGUAGCUGGCAGAAAGGUUAGUGAACAGGUGUCUACAUAAAGAAAUGCCCAUCUGCAACCAAUCAUUCGAGGCCCAGAAGUGUGUAACAAUCCACAUGUUUCAACUCCAAGUUUUAAGAAAAAGAACCCCACAUCUUCACAAUUUUUUACAGCGGGAAGAAUGAGAACACUGUAUGCUUCCUGUUUAUCUUCACUGAGUUUCUUGAAAUUUUCAAGUUGCAAGGCAACGAAACGUCUUUGUCGAUUUCAUUGUCUGGAAUUGAACUGAAACGUUAUAGCUGUCAUGCUUUUACUGGCUGUAAAUGUUCAGCCCACGUUACCAGAAAGAUAUGUUCAUCCAAUUUAUUGCGGUCCUACAAAAUUGUCUUGUUCUCAACUGAGAUGCCCUUUUCAUCGUUUCUCAACCGAAAUUUCACAUCCAUUACUAGGCCAAAUUAAUGUUGGCUUGCUUCUUUUCCUGGACUACUGUUGUCGUUUUUGCUCAUACCAGGACUCUUGUUUGCCCAAAAGCAUGAAUUCUAGAUGUUUUUCCUCAUAUUUCCUCAAGGUGAUUCUUAUUUCAUGGAUGAUUUCGAGUUUGGAAUCUGCUGUAGUCCCCAGUUCUACAAAUGCAACUGAGUCUGAUCGAUUGGCUUUGCUGGACUUCAAAAACCGUGUAACGCAAGAUCCAUUGAAGAUCAUGGACUCAUGGAACGAUUCCAUUCCUUGCUGCAACUGGAUUGGUGUCGCAUGCAGCCCAUCCAGCGGAAGAGUAGUAGUUUUAAACCUGGAGAAUCAUAAAGUAGUUGGCUCCAUUCCACCUUCCAUUGGAAACCUUACAUUCCUUACUGGAAUCAACCUGGGAGGAAAUGGAUUUCAUGGUGAAGUUCCUCAAGAAAUUGGACGUCUUUUGCGCCUACAGCAUCUCAAUUUGACACGCAAUUCUUUUGGCGGGAAAAUUCCUACCAAUCUAACUCACUGUACAGUACUUACAGUACUUGAUACUUCUUACAAUGAGUUCGUUGGGCAGAUUCCGGACCAGCUAAGCACAUUAUCAAAACUGGCAAUCCUUCGUCUUACAGGUAACAGCCUUACGGGAAGAAUCCCCGCUUGGAUUGGUAACCUUUCUUCUCUUCAUUCUCUUUUCCUGUCAAUGAACAAUUUACAAGGAAGCAUACCUCCUGAACUUGGCCAACUGUCAGGCUUGGGAUAUUUUCAACUUUAUGGAAAUUAUCUGUCUGGUAUUGUUCCUCCUUCAAUUUAUAAUGUUUCUUCCAUAUACUUCUUUUCUGUCACCCAAAACCAGUUGCAGGGACAUCUGCCACUAGAUGUUGGUCUCACCCUUCCUAACCUGGAAGUAUUUGCCGGUGGUGUUAACAAUUUUACAGGACCUAUCCCGGUAUCAUUGUCAAAUGCUUCUAGACUUCAAAUAAUUGACUUCGCUAAUAAUAGUCUAACUGGAACCAUGCCUGGAAAUCUGGGGAGCUUGCUAGGUUUAAUUAGACUGAAUUUUGAUGAUAACCAACUUGGAACCGGGGGAAUUGGCGACCUGAGCUUUCUCAAUUUCUUGUCUAAUUGUUCUUUUCUUGAAGUGUUGGGUCUUGCCGGAAAUCGUUUCGGAGGAGAAUUGCCAAGCUCCAUAGCUAACCUUUCAAACCUGUUGCAACGUUUAACCAUGGGGGAGAAUCUGAUUAGUGGAAGUAUCCCUAUUGGGAUUGGGAACCUUGUUAGUUUGUACAUUCUAGGAUUGGAAAGGAACUACUUCAGUGGCAGUGUUCCCACUGUUAUUGGGAAGCUUCAAAAACUAGAGGAAUUGGAUUUGGAAGGUAACAGAUUUUCAGGGUCAAUACCUUCUUCAUUGGGUAACUUGACUCUGUUGAAUGGGCUGUAUCUCCAUGAUAAUAAAUUUGAGGGUAGUAUACCUCCAAGUCUUGGAAACUGCCAAAAUUUGCUUGCAAUAAAUUUGUCAAGCAAUAAUCUCAGUGGCAUCAUACCUAUGCAGAUUUGGGGUCUCUCUUCCCUUGAAAAAUUUUUGUCCAUUUCUCAUAACUUUUUGACUGGUUCACUGCCAGUAGAAGUGGGUCAACUAGACCAACUUGAAAAGCUAGACCUCUCCCAGAAUAAAUUGUCUGGUGAAAUUCCCAAAAGCCUAGGCAGUUGUACUAGUUUAGAAAGCCUGCAUUUGGAACAUAACUCAUUUGGAGGAACAAUCCCUUUAUCUUUGGAAUCUCUAAGAGGUAUAGAAGAAAUAGAUCUUUCAUACAACAAUCUGUCUGGGCAGAUUCCUGAAUUUCUUGGCAAGAUUGUGUCACUCAGGCAUCUCAAUCUUUCUUACAACGAUUUUGAGGGUGAAGUGUCACGAGAAGGCAUAUUGGCAAAUGCAAGUGUCAUUUCCAUCCUUGGGAACAAUAAGCUUUGUGGUGGCAUCUCAGAGUUAUAUUUACCUCCAUGCUCUACCUCAAGUUCUGGAAAAUAUCUUACCCUGAUAAUAAUCUCUGUCACCAUCAGUGUAGUCACGUUAAUAUUUCUUCUAUUCUGUUCUUUUGUUACAUAUAAUUUAGUACAGAGUCAUUCCAUUCCAUCUUCCUCUAAGGAAUGGCGAUCAGGUAUGUCUUACUCAGACAUUCUAAAAGCAACUAAUGGCUUUUCUGAAGAAAACUUGAUUGGCUCUGGUAAUUUUGGUUCUGUAUAUAAAGGAAAUAUUGCCAAUGAUGGAACAAUUGUUGCGAUUAAGGUAUUAAACCUUCAACAGCGAGGAGCUUCUAAGAGUUUCAUUGAUGAAUGCAAUGCUUUGAGAAAUGUACGACAUCGAAACAUCCUAAGGAUUAUAACCGCUUGCUCUAGUCUUGAUCAUCAGGGAAAUGACUUCAAGUGUCUUGUAUUUGAUUUCAUGUCCAGUGGAAGCUUAUACCAGUGGCUGCAUCCUGGAGGUAAUGAUCAGUAUCAGAAUAAGAAGUUGAGCCUUAUCCAGAGACUGGAUAUAGCCAUAGAUGUAGCUUCUGCUUUGGAUUAUCUCCAUCACCAAUGUGAAACACCAAUUGUUCACUGCGAUCUAAAGCCAAGCAAUGUACUCCUAGAUGAAAAUAUGACAGCACAUGUUGGUGACUUUGGAUUGGCAAGGUUCUUAUUUGAUUCAUCAGAUAAUCCCUCCAGCAAUCAAACCAUAUCAAUCAAGCUGAAGGGUUCCAUUGGGUACAUUCCUCCUGAGUAUGGCAUAGGUAGUCAAGCUUCAAUAUAUGGAGAUAUUUACAACUAUGGGAUACUGUUACUGGAGAUGUUUACAGGUAAAAGUCCAACAGAUGACAUGUUCAAAGAUGAUCAGAGCCUUCACAAUUUCGUCGAAGUAGCCUUGGCCAAACAUGUCAUGGAUGUUGUUGACCUAUCUAUGCUUUCCGAAGAAGAGAACGCAGAAGAAGAGACAGAGUUGAUCAUGAUGAGGAAACCUCAUUCCCAUGUCAGUGCUGCAAGCAUGGUGGAAGAAUUCGUAGUUCCUGUCAUGAAAGUUGGACUCUCCUGUUCUGCAACAUCACCAACUGAGCGGGUGAUUAUGACUUUUGUCAUCAAUAAAUUGAAAGAUAUCAAAGACAGGUUCCUCAAAUUAAAAAGAAACAAUAAAAGAAGGAUGAGAAGGCAUUGACUAUACCAAAUAUGCAGCUCAGGCUGCCUUAAGAUUUAGCCUAUUAAAAAUGGAAAAAAAUGUAAAUAUCUUUUGAGAAUUUCAAAGGUUUCUUUGUAAAUAUAUAUAUAUAUAUAUUUGAAAUUUGAUGAUAUAUUGAAACCAGAGAGGAGUAAAGAACCUCACCUCUGGAAGAAAAAGGAAAAAUCCUGGUUAUCAUUCUCUGAUCUUUGUAAAUAUAUAAUGAUGAUUUGUUGAUUGAGAACUAGUCAGAUCAGUAAAAUAGUUUUAUUUGGAGUUCUUCAGGGUGUGUCAAGUAUUACUCCAUUGAAGUAAUUGAAAAGAAAGAGGCAAAGGGUGCAUGGUGAUGGUGAUUAUAAUUUAUAAGUUGAAUUACAAAUUUACAAGAAAUCAUGGGAGAGAGAGGGAGAGAGAGUGACUUAGC
Molecule: messenger RNA, 5190 nt
Organism: Theobroma umbraticum
Lineage: Eukaryota; Viridiplantae; Streptophyta; Magnoliopsida; Malvales; Malvaceae
Product: LRR receptor-like serine/threonine-protein kinase EFR
Biological process (GO): protein phosphorylation
Molecular function (GO): protein kinase activity; ATP binding; protein binding
Source: RefSeq, a predicted model, not a curated record